Molecule: messenger RNA, 1920 nt
Organism: Capronia epimyces CBS 606.96
Lineage: Eukaryota; Fungi; Ascomycota; Eurotiomycetes; Chaetothyriales; Herpotrichiellaceae
Product: ATP-dependent rRNA helicase spb4
Exons: 1
Coding region: 1-1920 (639 amino acids)
Cellular component (GO): nucleolus
Molecular function (GO): RNA helicase activity; nucleic acid binding; ATP binding
Source: RefSeq, a predicted model, not a curated record
AUGGCCCCCGACAGAGGAGCGGCUUCGUCGAAGCGGUCGUCUUCCCGCGCAUGGGAGUCCCUCACACCCUCUCUCUCGGAAUGGAUCCUGGACGCCAUCUCGUCAAUGAACUUCUCGCGCAUGACGCCAGUGCAGGCCUCGGUCAUACCAUUGUUCAUGGGCCACAAGGACGUCGUGGUCGAGGCAGUUACGGGAAGUGGAAAGACGUUGGCGUUUCUCAUACCGGUGGUGGAGCGACUGCUCAGGCUGGAAGAGCCGAUUAGGAAACAUCAUGUCGGCGCCAUCAUCAUUUCACCUACGCGGGAAUUGGCCUCACAAAUCUUCAAUGUCCUAAUCUCACUGCUGGACUUUCAUCCCCCUUCUGCCACGGCGCGCAAGGUGUUGGAAGGCUCCGAUGAACCUGAAACAAACCCACAGCCUGAGACUUUUCCCACAUCUACACUCAAGGUCAUUCCGCAGUUGCUCCUAGGUGGUUCCACUACCCCGGCGCAGGAUCUGAGUACGUUCCUCAAAACUUCGCCGAAUCUGUUAGUCUCUACGCCCGGUCGGCUCCUCGAGAUAUUGUCCUCGCCCUAUGUCCACUGUCCACAGUCGUCGUUCGAGGUACUGGUGUUAGAUGAAGCAGACCGUCUACUCGAUCUUGGGUUCAAGGAUGAUCUUACCAAGAUCCUUGGUCUUCUCCCGAAGCAAAGACGGACUGGUCUCUUCAGUGCGAGCGUCAGCGAAGCGGUCGACCAAAUCAUUCGUGUUGGAUUACGAAAUCCCGUCAAGAUUGCGGUCAAAGUCAAAGGGGCGGACGGAGUGGAAGACAAACGAACCCCUGCAAGUUUGAAAAUGACCUACGCAGUUACGCCUGCAUCUCACAGGUUCCCUGCCCUUGCAGCACUGCUGAAAGGCUUGGAUACAUUGCCCUUGCGGACGAUCGUGUAUCUUUCCACAUGUGCUGCCGUGGACUAUUUCCAGACAUUAUUACCCUCCAUUCUACCUCCAGAGCUUGUCCUCGUACCUCUGCACGGCAAACACCCGGCAAAUGUGCGGCAGAAGAAUUUCAUCAAAUUCACCAACUCGGCCUCUCCGGCACUUCUUCUCACCACAGAUGUCGCGGCAAGAGGAUUAGAUAUUCCCUCUGUUGAUCUGGUGGUCCAGAUUGAUCCCCCGGCGGACCCCAAAGCGUUUCUUCACCGUUGUGGUCGAGCCGGUCGGGCCGGGAGAAGAGGUCUCGCCGUGGUGUUCCUACUCCCGGGCAGGGAGGAAGAUUACGUGUCGUUCUUGAGUGUCAGAAAGACUCCAAUCGAGCCCUUGACCCAGCCUGAUAUCUCAGUCACAGAAGAGGACUGUCUCGCAACCGAGCAGUCGUUCCAAAAGGCCGUCCUCAAAGACAGGUUAUUACAUGAAAAGGCCCAGAAGGCGUUCGUGAGUUGGGUCCGAAGCUAUUCGAAGCAUCAAGCAUCAUCGAUCUUCCGCAUUGCUGAUAUUGACUGGAAUGAUCAUGCGUCUGCCUGGGCGCUGUUGAAGAUGCCGAAGAUGCCAGAACUCAAGAACUGGGACCGGACCACGUACAACCCUCCGGCCGUGGAUUGGGAUGCAUAUGGCUACAAGGACAAACAACGUGAGAAACAGCGCAAGCAGGCUCUCCAAGAGGGCCCUCGCGAUCCCCUCGUCGAUGGAAAGAUUGCCAACGCCAAGAAACGCGGGAGCACGGUAGCUUGGUCAGAGAAAGUCGAGCGGAGAGAAGGCAAGGCGGUCAAACGCUCCAAGAAGGAAGCGCGGAGAGAAUACGAACGCAUCGCGAAGCUGAGCGAGUCCGAAAGGGAGCGCGAGGCCGAAACUGCAAGGAUGGUUGAACAAAUCCGAAAACAGGCAUUGGCAGCAGCCAGCGCCAGCGCCAGCAAUGAUGACGCUUUUGAAGGAUUUGAAUGA